UUGGGUUGCCAUGACGAGCGAGGAGGAGGAGGCCGUUGACGUUGCAGCAAAAAAACCAUCAGCGGCAACAAUCACCAGGGCAACAACAGCCACAGCCGGGGAAGAUGGCAAUGAUGUGGUCCUGUCAUCCUCCCCGCGUUGGACUUCCCUUCGCCGUGUGCCAUGUUCCGAGGAAAAAGAGAAGGAGGAAAUAGAGGUGGAUACAAUCAUUCAGGAAGAGAGGUUUGAGGAGAAGGAGCAGGUGGUGGAGUGUGCUGGAGAUGAUGAGGAGGAGGAGGAUGAUGAUGAUGAUGACGACAGCAGUGACACUAGUGUGUUAGUCGUACCUUACCCGGAACUUGUACCUGUGGUCUUCUUCUGCCUCAAGCAGACCACCUUCCCUCGCAGCUGGUGCAUCCGCAUGGUCUCCAGCCCAUGGUUCGAGCGUGUGAGCAUGAUGGUGAUCCUGUUGAACUGCGUGACCCUGGGCAUGUACCAGCCAUGUCAGAACAUCGACUGCUCCUCUGACCGAUGCCAAAUUCUGCAGGCCUUUGAUGCCUUCAUUUACAUGUUCUUUGCUCUGGAGAUGGUCAUCAAGAUGGUUGCUCUGGGAAUCUUUGGUCGACGCUGUUACCUUGGGGACACAUGGAAUCGUCUGGAUUUCUUUAUCGUCAUGGCAGGAAUGGUGGAAUACUCUCUGGACUUACAGAACAUCAACUUCACUGCUAUCAGAACUGUGAGGGUCCUGAGACCUCUCAAAGCAAUUAACAGGGUGCCAAGUAUGCGUAUCCUUGUGAACCUGCUGCUAGACACUCUGCCCAUGCUGGGCAACGUCCUCCUCCUCUGCUUCUUUGUCUUCUUCAUAUUUGGCAUUAUCGGGGUGCAGCUGUGGGCGGGGCUUCUGAGGAAUCGCUGCUACCCAGAGGAGAACUUUACACUGAUGACAGGCAUCAGUCUCCCUCGGCCCUACUACAUGGCUGAUGAGGAUGAUGAGCGACCCUUCAUCUGCUCCCUACCUGUGGACAAUGGCAUCAUGUCCUGCACAGAUGUCCCGGCCCGCCGUGAGGGAGGCAGGACAUGUUGCCUGGACAAAGACGAUGCCUUGUACCGGUCAGUCGCUGGUCUAAGUGCCGAGCCCUUCACCAAUGGCAGCAUCAGUGUAGCAGGGCUCUGCGUUAACUGGAACCAGUACUACACCAGAUGUCAUACUGGGUACAGAAACCCCCACAAAGGAGCCAUCAACUUUGACAACAUUGCCUACGCCUGGAUUGUCAUUUUCCAGGUGAUCACUCUGGAGGGUUGGGUGGAGAUCAUGUACUAUGUCAUGGAUGCUCACUCCUUCUACAACUUCAUCUACUUCAUCCUACUAAUUAUUGUUGGUUCCUUCUUCAUGAUCAACUUGUGCCUCGUGGUCAUUGCCACCCAAUUCUCAGAGACUAAGCAGAGGGAGCACCAGCUGAUGCAGGAGCAGCGGGCGCAGUGCUCAUCCUCCUCCACCCUGGCCAGUCAACCUGGGGACUGUUAUGAGGAGCUCUUUCAGCUGGUGUGCCACAUCCUCCGCAAGGCCAGGAGGCAGACUGUCUCCUUUUUUAACAACCUGCGAGGAAAACCUCGUGGUUUCCACGGCGUUGGAAGAGGCAGACGAGGAGGAGAUGGGAGGGAAGGAAAGGCCAAUGGGAGGGGUGGAUGUGAAAUGAGGGCAGCGGUGAGACGUGGCGCAUCCUGCCCUCACCACAACCAACCUAUCUCUGCUUCACAUGCUGGACCCUUGGCGGUGACCCCCACCUCUGCCACUGAUGGCUGUCAGCAGUGUGCCACAGCCAUGUUGGCCUCUGAUGGUGUUAGACCAGUUUGCAGUGCAGUCACCAAGGAAGCAGAGAAGGGCAGUGUGGAUGAAAUGGACAAGGAGGACUUGCGGUCUAGUGGUAAGGAGAAGAGUACCAAGGGUGAGGAGGGUGCAGACACCUCCAGGGGGUGUAAUCCUAAACAACAAUGCAAGGAGCUAUGGCACGCCAUAAGGAAGAAACUGUGGGGCAUUGUGGAGAGCAAGUACUUCAACAGAGGAAUAAUGAUUGCCAUCUUGAUCAACACCAUCAGCAUGGGCAUCGAGCACCAUGAGCAGCCAGAGGAGCUCACAAACAUUCUGGAGAUCUGUAACAUUGUCUUCACCAGCAUGUUCUCCUUGGAGAUGAUCCUCAAAGUGACUGCAUUUGGCUCUUUCAGCUACCUGAGAAACCCUUACAACGUAUUUGAUGGAAUCAUCGUCAUAAUAAGUGUGUGUGAGAUCGCUGGCCAAUCAGAUGGCGGUUUGUCGGUUCUGAGGACCUUCAGGCUUCUCAGGGUGCUGAAGCUGGUCAGGUUCAUGCCGGCUCUGCGGCGACAGCUGGUAGUCCUCAUGAAGACCAUGGACAAUGUGGCCACCUUCUGUAUGCUCCUUAUGCUCUUUAUCUUUAUCUUCAGUAUCCUGGGCAUGCACAUCUUUGGCUGUAAAUUCAGUUUGAAGACAGAGACCGGGGACACAGUACCAGACAGGAAGAACUUUGACUCUCUGCUCUGGGCCAUCGUUACAGUUUUUCAGAUUCUGACCCAGGAGGACUGGAAUGUUGUUUUAUACAAUGGCAUGGCAGCCACUUCUCCACUUGCAGCACUUUACUUUGUAGCCCUCAUGACGUUUGGCAACUACGUCCUUUUUAACCUGCUGGUGGCAAUCUUGGUCGAAGGCUUUCAGGCAGAGGGUGAUGCCAAUCGUUCUUACUCAGACGAUGACCGAUCUUCCUCCAACUUUGAUGAGAGCGAGAGGCAUGACUCCACAAAGUUGUCUGAUCCAAAGAUCUGCACCCUGACACCUAAUGGCCACCUGGAGAUUGGUGCCGUCUCGGGCCUCAGGAGGGCCUACUCAUCUGAGAGGAGGAGCUUCACCGUUGGGUCCAGAAAGAGCAGCGUGAUGAGUGCAGGCUUCGAAAGACGCUCCUUAUCACUGCGCCAUGGCCGCAGUUCCAACUACCACAACUGGGGGCGCCCUUUUCCUCCACAGUCUGUCUGGAGCCGCAGGUCCAGCUCAAACAGCCUGGGUUGGAAGAGUCGCAGGUUUGGUGGGGCUCCUCUGGUGGGCGGGAGUCUUCGGGUCAACAGCACUCACUCGCCCUAUGCCUAUGCCCCCGAACAGGAGUCACUCCUCUCGCACCCAAUCCACCCCCACCAUCCUGUACCCCCACACCAUCCACCACCCCCGUUAUUCCUCUCCAGACGAUGUGCUGUGAGGAGGGAUCGCCGCGCUCUUUCGCUCGAGCUCCCAGAGUUGCUCCGGGGCUGCGGAGAGGCCCCUGAACAGUCACCAGUGCCUCCUGACUCUGGGAGAGGAUCUGGGGCUGGUGGUCUUGCAGAUGUGGACCACAGUGACUGUAACGGCAAGGCCCCAGGUCCCUACACCCAUCUGCUCACUGAGGUUUUCCCUCAAGUGAACGCGCAGAAGGACCGCACAGAUCUUGAUGAAGAAAUAGAUUACAGUCUGUGCUUCCGUAUCCAGAAGAUGAUGGAGGUGUACAAACCAGACUGGUGUGAAACCAGAGAGGAUUGGUCUGUCUAUCUGUUCUCCCCUCAAAACAAGUUCCGGGUGCUCUGUCAGUCCAUUAUUGCACAUAAACUCUUUGACUACAUUGUUUUGGUCUUCAUUUUCCUCAACUGCAUCACUGUGGCCUUGGAGAGACCAAAGAUUCUUCAAGGCAGCCUGGAAAGACUGUUACUCACCCUGUCCAACUACAUCUUUACUGCCAUCUUUGUUGCAGAGAUGACGGUCAAGGUGGUGUCCAUGGGUCUGUACCUCGGUGAGACGGCUUAUCUGAGGAGCAGCUGGAAUAUUCUCGAUGGCUUCCUGGUUUUCGUGUCUCUCAUUGACAUUGUGGUGUCCAUGGCGGGCGGGGCCAAGAUCCUGGGUGUCCUUCGUGUUCUCAGGCUGCUAAGGACACUUCGUCCACUCAGGGUGAUCAGCAGGGCUCCAGGUCUGAAGUUGGUUGUUGAGACCCUCAUUACAUCCCUCAAACCCAUUGGCAACAUUGUCCUCAUCUGCUGCGCCUUCUUCAUCAUCUUUGGCAUUCUUGGCGUUCAGCUUUUCAAAGGAAAGUUUUACUACUGUGUGGGAAUGGAUGUAAAGAACAUCACCAACAAAUCUAACUGUUUGGCUGCCAACUAUCGAUGGGUUCAUCACAAAUACAACUUUGACAACCUUGGACAGGCUUUGAUGUCCUUGUUUGUACUGGCAUCCAAAGAUGGCUGGGUCAACAUCAUGUACCAUGGACUGGAUGCAGUGGGAAUAGACCAGCAGCCGGUCACCAACAACAACCCGUGGAUGCUGCUCUAUUUCAUCUCCUUCCUCCUGAUUGUCAGCUUCUUCGUGCUCAACAUGUUUGUGGGCGUGGUAGUGGAGAACUUCCACAAGUGUCGGCAACACCAGGAGGUGGAGGAGGCCAGACGGCGUGAGGAGAAACGGCAGCGUCGCAUGGAGAAGAAAAGGAGGAAAGCCCAGAAGCUGCCGUACUACGCAUCUUACGGUCAAGCCCGCCUGGCUGUCCACACACUGUGCACAAGCCACUACCUGGACCUGGUCAUCACCUUCAUCAUUUGCAUCAAUGUCAUUACCAUGUCUCUGGAGCACUAUAGUCAGCCGCAGUCACUGGAAACAGCACUGAAGUACUGCAACUACUUCUUUACCUCCACCUUUGUGAUCGAGGCCUCUCUGAAGCUGGUGGCUUUUGGUUUCCGUCGUUUCUUUAAGGACAGGUGGAACCAGUUGGACCUGGCCAUUGUGCUGCUCUCUGUGAUGGGCAUCACUCUGGAGGAGAUUGAGAUCAAUGCCUCUCUCCCCAUUAAUCCAACCAUCAUCAGGAUCAUGAGGGUGCUCAGGAUCGCUCGAGUGUUAAAGUUGUUGAAAAUGGCCACUGGGAUGAGAGCGCUGCUGGACACGGUGGUUCAGGCUCUGCCUCAAGUGGGAAACCUCGGCCUGCUCUUCAUGUUGCUCUUUUUCAUUUACGCCGCUUUGGGGGUGGAGCUGUUUGGAGAACUUGUGUGUAACGCUGACUACCCCUGUGAAGGAAUGAGCCGUCAUGCUACCUUUGAAAACUUUGGAAUGGCCUUUCUCACCCUUUUCCAGGUUUCCACUGGAGACAACUGGAAUGGCAUCAUGAAGGACACACUGAGGGAAUGUCCUCCAGGUCGUCCAGGCAGCGACUAUGGCUGCCAUGCUGGGCUCCAGUUCAUCUCCCCGCUGUAUUUCGUGUCUUUUGUGCUCACGGCUCAGUUUGUCCUCAUAAACGUGGUGGUGGCCGUCCUCAUGAAGCAUCUGGACGAUUCCAACAAGGAGGCUCAGGAAGACGCUGAGAUGGAUGCAGAGAUCGAGCUGGAGUUGGCCCAGGGAGGACUCUGCUGCAUGAUGGGGAAUAUUGGCGCAAUCGCUGGGGCCACAAGUGGUGUUGGAGGCGGAGCCUGUGUGGGAGGUGCAGUGUCAAGUGCAAUUGCAGCCGGAACAGUUGCGGGUCCAAGUGGUGGAGUAACGGCAUCGAUACGAGAUGGAGGAGCAGGAGGUGUUGUAUCGCAGGAGGGGCUUAUGCACCAUCGAUGUCGACUCUACUCUCCUGCUCAAGAGAGCCAGUGGCUGGACAGCGUGUCUCUGCUGAUUCAGGACUCUCUGGAAGGCGAGAUGAUCGACAACCUCUCCGGAUCAGUUUUCCACCACUACUGCUCUCCUCCUGUCUGCAAAGACUGUAAGAGCCACCCACAAGAGAUCCGAUUGGCUGAAGUGGAGCAGGCGUCUCUGAUGUCAGAGCAGCUGUCAGACAAGUCUUCGUCUCCGGCUCUGCCUGAUGACCUCAGCCUGGAUGAACACAGCAGCUACAAGCUGCUGGUCAGAGACAGUCAGAGGAACAGUAGUGACUCCUGCAGCUCAGAUGAGUUGCCCUCACGCACGGUCUGCACAGGGUUUCACCCCUCCAGCUCAGGAAGCGAGGAAGCCCUCCAGGAUGUUUUUGAGAUGGGGGUCCAUCCUCAGUCGAGUCCUUGUUCGAUGGAACAGCGAAGCCCGGCACAUGGCACAGGUGGUGAUGGAGAAAGUUUUGAUGGAGGUGGUGAUGAGUCCUCAUCACCCGACAUCCACUUGCCGGUAGACUUUUUCCACCCUGCUGCCGCUGCUCGUCCAGCCAGCCCUGGAAAUGGUGUGAGACCAAGUGAGAGAGGUCCAUCAAGACUGGCCUCUCCAGCCUCCUGGGCCUCUCUCCGGUCACCCAGAGCCAACAUCAGGCCCGUCAGCUCUCAGCACCCCUCCCGCAGUGACUCCUCAGUGGCUACAGGCAGUUCAGAGGACAGUCUGCAGACAACAAUGGAGGAACACCUCAGCUUCAGUGUUUCCCCAUCUCAAGAACUUGAUCUCCUUAUGCCUGUCCUCUGCCCCAUCCCCAGUCACAACUUAAGCCCCCAGGGACCAGCUACAGGACACCAGGGGCUUUCAUUAUUAAAGACACACAGUGCUGCAUCCAUACUCCAAGCCACCAGGGGACACCAGAGGAGCCAGAGCAACUAUGGUGGAGGCAGUCGUAGCCCCAGCUGCCUUCAACGAAACUCCUCGAACCCCUCAGAUGAGGAUCUGACCACAGGGACGGACAAAGAGGGUUUCCGCCCAACUUUAUACAGCGAACAUGUGCCAGAAACGGUGAAUAGUUUGUCACUGACAUCACUGCUCUCUGCAGGCUCUCUGGCACCUUCUCUGGCAAAGAAAUAUAACAGCACAGGAUCACUGAACCCAACCAAACAAAGUAAAGAUGGGCGAGAGUUCUUCAACAGAAAUGCCCAUGGUCACUUGUCCAACCCAUGGACGGAGGAAAAACCAAAAGGUGUAGAGGAAGACAGUGGUAUCAUGGGUCUUAACCGGCCUGCAGACAUACGUUCCAGGAAAAACAGAUGAAACACUUGUUGCCUCUAUGUAGUAAAACAAUUUAACCAUUUGCAUUUUGGGACCUUUGUCUGAACCGACUUUCCGUACAUGUCCUGUAAACCUGGUCUCUCCUGACGUUGAGUCGUUGCUCUAGAAUUCCUCUCCAGAUUUGGCUGCUUUGGAUCAGUCAUUUCUCAAAAGAAUCAGUCCACUUCUGAGUUUUGAAAUUGUUUCUCACCCUCUCUUUUUGGGUAUAUUGUGAC
Messenger RNA from Thalassophryne amazonica, 7161 nucleotides. RefSeq names its product voltage-dependent T-type calcium channel subunit alpha-1I-like. The coding region runs from base 11 to 6928 and encodes 2305 amino acids. Lineage: Eukaryota; Metazoa; Chordata; Actinopteri; Batrachoidiformes; Batrachoididae. Gene Ontology annotation, biological process: calcium ion import; positive regulation of calcium ion-dependent exocytosis; sodium ion transmembrane transport. Gene Ontology annotation, cellular component: plasma membrane; neuron projection; voltage-gated calcium channel complex. The record is from RefSeq and is a predicted model, not a curated record. Gene Ontology annotation, molecular function: low voltage-gated calcium channel activity; voltage-gated sodium channel activity. The transcript is spliced from 37 exons.